AAAAAUCCCCUCAUGAGCAAAGUACCACAACAAAGCACAGGGCUGGGAAAUGUUCUUAAUGUUGUUAAUGUGUUAGCACUGCUUUUGUGUUCACGUUGCUCAUUAUUUUCUGAAGGCACAUUUUAUUUUUGGACAAAAAGGGUGCGCGGUUUCCACUCACCGAGCAAGAAAAGAGAUAUUUCAGAACCAACCGACGCAACUUCAUAACUUGUUAGCUAGCAUUGUUUGUUAGCUGCUACUGGCUACAUCUGUCGUUAGGUUAAUCCGAGUAUGGCCGAGAACGCGAACAGUGCAGCGGGGCUUCCUCCAGGAGACCCUCAGCUCAUCGCUCUCAUUGUGGAACAUCUGAAAAACCGAGGUCUUUUCGACGAGUUCAGAAGGGACUGCCUGGCAGACGUGGACACCAAGCCAGCUUAUCAGAAUUUGCGGCAGAAAGUGGACAACUUUGUAGCUAGUCACCUAAGCACGCAGGAGUGGAGUCCGUCCAUCAACAAGAACCAAGUGCGCAACGGUCUGCGACAGAGCGUAGUACAGACCGGAAUGCUGGAGUCUGGUGUAGACCGUAUUAUAUCUCAGGUGGUGGAUCCUAAAAUGAACCAUAUUUUCCGGCCACACAUUGAGAAAGCUAUUCAUGAAUUCCUGGCCUCAGAGAAGAAAGAAGAAGGAAUGUUGAAUUCAUCAACUGAUACGGAGCACCAGGAUGCUGCCAGCAACACAACCACAGCAAAGGCACAAUAAGGUACAACGUGAUGGCAGACAUGCCUCUUGUGGAUGAUGGCCCAGAGUGUCAGGGUCAUUGGCUGAGGAAUUGCACCCAAACUGGAUUUACUCUUUGAGUGGGAAAAUGCUCAGGUAGAGCUGGACAGACCUUGUGUGUUUGCGUAGCAAAGCAUAAGAGGAGGAAAUGAUCUUUGCGCCAUGUAUGUGUGAAACAAAAGUCUGUAAAAGUAACAUGGAUAAAAGAAGAAUGAAAAGUCUUGUUUAAAUGAUGUCAUGUACAUGAAUAGUUUUUAUGAUGAGGAAUCUGAUAUUUCACAUUUGUGAAAUGCUUCCUUUAUUCGCUUGUAACAGGGUAAUCAGAGACAUGCUUUUACAAAUACAUAUUACACACUAGGACCUUCCUCCAUUAUUUUAUAAUUUCUGAAAGUGUAGUUUAGCAGUAUUUUGGCAGAUUGUAUUUUGUUUUGGGAACCACACAGAUUAAUGACUGACACAGACCCAUGGCAUGAUGAAGGACUCUGGAGAUUAUUUUUUUCUUUUCUAACUGGACAUUAAGAUUGUUUUCUUUCAGUUUAAUUUUGCUUUCACAACUGAACAUUAAGCAAAGUGGGUGCUUAUGAAAGAUCACUGUGUUCUCUCAUACAUGGUGUCAAGUGAUGGAAUCUGUUUGGGAAAGCUUUUAACACUCUGAGCUAAAGCCAUUAAUGUGGCAAGGCCUUCCAUUACAGAGUUUGUGUAUUUUCUUUAUAGCAGGGACAUGAUGUUCUUCCAUUCGAAUAAAAGUCUACAACUUUG
This is a messenger RNA of Clarias gariepinus (North African catfish), 1515 nucleotides long. It is a transcript of the gene bod1, whose product is annotated as biorientation of chromosomes in cell division 1. The coding region runs from base 271 to 738 and encodes 155 amino acids. Lineage: Eukaryota; Metazoa; Chordata; Actinopteri; Siluriformes; Clariidae. The record is from RefSeq and is a predicted model, not a curated record. The transcript has 4 exons.